This is a messenger RNA of Prosopis cineraria, 1120 nucleotides long. Its product is annotated as probable protein ABIL5. Bases 185 to 913 code for a protein of 242 amino acids. The transcript has 8 exons. The record is from RefSeq and is a predicted model, not a curated record. Lineage: Eukaryota; Viridiplantae; Streptophyta; Magnoliopsida; Fabales; Fabaceae.
UCACAAGCCUGUGGUAGUCACAAAAACUCAUCUCUCACGCUCUCUGAUUGGAGCUACAAUGACAAAAGUCUAUACCGAUGGACGAGUCCCACUCGGAAAAAGAUAGCAGAUAAGCAAGCCUUUUUCACUCUAUCCUGGGGUUUAUAAGCAUAACUUUCAGAACUCAAGUAUUGCAUCUUCCUCCAUGGAAACUGCACCCAAGCCUUAUUCCUUAGAAACCCCAGAAGCCGAGGUGGAAGAAAGCAUCAACUUUGACAAGUCUCUUCAGGAGCUAAGAGAGCUGAGGUCUCAGCUUCACCAUGCAGCAGAUUACUGUGAAACUGCGUUCUUGAAAGGCAAAGAGAAGACACAUGUGGUGGAGAACACCAAAGAGUACUUGUGCAGGGCUGUGGUUACUGUCAUAGAUCAUCUUGGAAACGUGUCUGCCAAUCUUGAAUGCCUUAUUUCUCAGACCGAUGCCUUUUCUGAGGCUGAAUUGCGCAUUAAUUCCCUCAAGCAAAGACUUCUUUCGUGCGAACAAUAUGCUGAUAAGCUUGCCCUUACCAAUAUGCAAUGGAGUGAGAAACUGCCACGUUUCCAUUCCCGUUACUUAUCAUCAACACCCACCCUUGACAAAUCAAGCAGUGAAAAAUCAAGUGAUUCUGAAGGUACGCUGCCUUGUGAAACAAAAACUAAGGAUGUAACGGAGACGAUGGAGCCACUUGUAGUAUGCCCUCAAAAAUCCUUGCAAGCUCAGAAUAAAAAGUCAGCCUCUGCUGCCAUGGUUCCUGUUCGAGAUGGUUUGUCAGUAUUGACAAAAGUUCCAAAUCCUACGUUUCAUUUCCAAUGUACCCAGAAAGUUGGACGCCCCAGAAAAUCAUUCCAUGGAAGCGACAUCUUAUGGCUCAUUCGGCGCACUAAACGUACGCAUUGAAUUUGAGAUGAUUAUGCUUCGCUUUCUAGUCUCUAGUGUUCGUGCCUGUUCAUCUUUCGUUAGUUUUUUUUUUUAAAUAUUUUAAUUUUACCAGUGUCUCUGGUCUCUCAUGUUCCUCUUGUAUGUGGUAGUUCAACUUCAAUUUUAUCUUUGCUAAAAAACUUAGCAUUAUCAGAGUAUAUGCUUUUAUGUUGAUCCACUUGUCAA